Osmia lignaria (orchard mason bee) is the source of this 1605-nucleotide messenger RNA. It is a transcript of the gene Ntf-2, whose product is annotated as nuclear transport factor-2. The record is from RefSeq and is a predicted model, not a curated record. Gene Ontology annotation, biological process: nucleocytoplasmic transport. NCBI's taxonomy places the organism in Eukaryota, Metazoa, Arthropoda, Insecta, Hymenoptera, Megachilidae.
GAGUAAUAACUUGUUCCCAGAAAAGUGUGCACAAUUGUUGUCAAACAUCCAAACUUUUCGAGAGUUCGAGAAUAGUCCCAACGAUAUCGUCGAUAUAUCGAAAUGGUCGGCAUAAGUAGCUUCCUGCUCGCUUGUGUCUCACACGAGGGAUGUUAAGAGGCAUUAUUUUACUCUUAUUGCAAAAUUUUUUCUAAGAACAAAAGUGUCGAACGCUUAGAUCAUUAAAAAAGACUGAUAUCAUUAAUAUCGAAUAGUGGGUGUUAUCAUAAUAAGUUAGCGUAAUGGCAUUAAACCCUCAGUAUGAAGUUAUUGGGAAGGGUUUCGUGCAGCAGUAUUAUGCGCUGUUUGACGACCCUGCUCAAAGACCAAGUUUAAUAAAUAUGUAUAAUACCGAGUCAUCUUUCAUGACGUUUGAAGGUUUACAAAUACAGGGUGCUAUUAAAAUAAUGGAAAAAUUAAGUAGUUUAACGUUUCAAAAAAUUAAUCGGAUAAUAACUGCUAUUGAUUCACAACCAAUGUUUGAUGGUGGAGUACUCAUUAAUGUUUUAGGAAGGUUGCAGACUGAUGAGGAUCAGCCUCAUGCAUACAUCCAGACAUUUGUCCUGAAGCCAAUCGGCACCAGCUUUUACGUGCAGCAUGACAUCUUCAGACUUGCUCUGCACGACACCGUUUAGGCGUCAGGUAUUGAUAUUCCAUUGGUCUUCGUACCAUGGUACAGGCAGAUGAAGAUCCACCACAUGCCUUCUCACAGAUUUUUGUGCUGAAGCCACUGGGGAAUUCAUUCUUUUGCCAACACGACAUUUUCCGCCUAGGCAUUCAUGAUAGCGCGUGAAGGAAAAUUGUCUGCAAGUUCACCAUGGUUAAUAGCAGACAAAAAUCUGAACCAUGGACUCCCCAGAGAUUGAAAUAAGUGAGCUACUUUUUCCUUAAUAUCCUUUGUCAAUCACAUAUUAUUCCAUUUUUUCUAGAUAUUGCAAUUUUUAUAUAAAAAGAAACAAAUAUCCGCUUAUAUCUUGGCCACAAAAUAAGAAACAGGAGAGCAUUAAAAAUAAACAGUUUAAUAAUUGCCUUGCUUUCCUCAUUCUUUUAAAUACGCCUGUUGUUGAUUACAUGAUUACGAUAUUAUACCGAAAUAACAUGUUAUGUAAUCUUUGAUUUUGAUGGUCGACUAUCGUGCUUCGAAUUGUGUUAUUACAUAUUUUCUCUUCAUGCUGUAUGUAUUUUUGUAAAAUAGAUGCUGGCCACUAAAUACAACAUCUAAAAAUAAUAUUGUGAUGUUAGCUUCCAUUUUGCAGUAAGCAAUAAGAUUUUUAAUAUAAAUUGAAAGUAAUAGAAAAUAGUUCAACAUUAAAAUUAUUACAUAAAAUUAUUAAAUGCAAUAAAUAUGCAUAAUUCUAUGUAGUCUUAAAGUGAUUAUCUAGUUAUAAUUUAUAAGUUGCCGCGUUUAGCUUGUUCCAUUUCAAUAGCUUCAAACAGUGCUUGGAAAUUUCCAGCUCCAAAUCCCUAUAACAGAAAUAAAUAAAGUCAAUAUAUUUUUAAUAGGCUUAAUUUUGAACGAUUAUUAAUAAGUUUUAAAUUAUAAUAAAAAUACAUACUUUAAUUUUA